UUAUGAGUCUGAGACAUUAGACAUACAAAUAUGUAAGGCUUCACGAGAUUGUCAGAAGCUGAGGACACUGAGGUAUCUUUCUUUUCAAGGACACGUCGCUCCAGAAAGCAAUCAGAGAGAGAGAGAGAGAUUUCAGUUUUCACUAGAGUGUCGUUUCUUGGGGUGCUCUCACCCUACAAACUCGAAGAAAAUGGGUAGGGCAACAAGGUGGCUAAGGGGCUUGUUCGGGAUAAAGAAAGACAAAGAGAGUUCCAAUUCCAGUGACCGGAAAGACAAGAAACGAGGAAGCUUUGGCAACUCCGGAAGAGACUCUCGCGGCUUGUGUCAUAAUCCGGGGACCAUACCACCCAACAUAUCCGCUGCCGAGGCUGCGUGGCUAAAAUCAUACUACACAGAAUCAGAGGAGGAGCAAAACAAGCAGGCAAUUGCGGUGGCGGCAGCCACGGCGGCGGCCGCUGAUGCAGCAGUGGCUGCUGCGCAGGCGGCGGUGGCUGUUGUCAGGCUAACCAGCCAUGGAAGGGGCACCAUGUUUGGUGGUGGACAUGAGAGGUGGGCUGCUGUGAAGAUUCAGACCGUCUUUAGGGGAUAUUUGGCCAGAAAGGCCCUGCGAGCACUAAAAGGACUGGUGAAGAUACAGGCACUGGUUAGAGGUUAUUUAGUGCGCAAACAGGCGACUGCAACUCUUCACUGUAUGUUGGCUCUUAUUAGAGCUCAGGCCACUGUUCGUUCCCAGAAAGCUCGCGGGAUCAUCAAAAAUGAAACUAAUAGAUUUGAAAUCCAAGCGCGACAAUUCAUGGAGAGAUUCGAUGACACUAGAAUUGAACACACAGGCCCACUCCACAGCAGAAGGCUGUCAGCCUCUCUGGACACCGCAAUUAACUCCAUUGAUGGAAGCCCCAAAAUUGUGGAGGUCGAUACUGGCAGGCCUAAAUCAAGAUCCCGUCGAACAAACACUUCAGUUUCAGAUUUUGGUGAUGACCCAACUUAUCAAACACUGUCUUCUCCACUCCCGGCAAGUGGACUUCCUGCCCGGAUUUCGAUACCCGAUUGCCGGAACUUUCAUGACCAUGACUGGGGCUUAACUGGCGAGGAGUGUAGAUUCUCCACCGCACAAAGCACCCCUCGUUUCUUCAACUCCAAGUCCCCGGCCACGCCUGCAAAGAGUGUGUGCGCCGACAACUUCUUCGGGGGAUACGGGAACUUCCCGAAUUAUAUGGCGAAUACUCAGUCUUCUAAGGCUAAGUUGAGGUCCUAUAGCGCUCCUAAGCAGAGACCUGAACCGGGGCCGAAGAAAAGGCUUUCACUGAAUGAAAUGAUGGAGUCUAGGAGCAGUUUGAGUGGAGUUCGGAUGCAAAGGUCGUGUUCACAGGCUCAGGAAGUUAUUAGUUUCAAGAAUGCUAUAAUGGGCAAGCUACAGAGGUCCUCAGAGUUUGUAAGAGAGCCAGCAGACAGACAUUAUUCAUUGCAGAGGAGGUUGUGAAUAUAAAUUGAGGCUAGAGAAAGAGCAUUGCUUGGCUUCUAAAAAUGUGUUGUUCACAGCCUACAUAAUAGCUCUUGAAGUUUUACAUGCUUGAGAUAAAAUAGUUUGACAGAAAAGAAAGAUAAUGUGGUAAGACAUCCAUUGGGUUCUGGACCAGAUAUUAGUACUCAGAGUCGUUAAUCAAAUGAAUUUCAAUUUCAAUA
Carya illinoinensis is the source of this 1683-nucleotide messenger RNA. Its product is annotated as protein IQ-domain 26-like. The record is from RefSeq and is a predicted model, not a curated record. The coding region runs from base 191 to 1480 and encodes 429 amino acids. The transcript has 4 exons. Gene Ontology annotation, molecular function: protein binding. NCBI's taxonomy places the organism in Eukaryota, Viridiplantae, Streptophyta, Magnoliopsida, Fagales, Juglandaceae.